This is a messenger RNA of Scleropages formosus (Asian bonytongue), 1655 nucleotides long. RefSeq names its product E3 ubiquitin-protein ligase TRIM39-like. The transcript has 11 exons. Gene Ontology annotation, molecular function: protein binding. The record is from RefSeq and is a predicted model, not a curated record. The coding region runs from base 107 to 1513 and encodes 468 amino acids. NCBI's taxonomy places the organism in Eukaryota, Metazoa, Chordata, Actinopteri, Osteoglossiformes, Osteoglossidae.
CAGAAGAAGUGGGUGGUGUCUGUAAAACCCAAGAACAACAACAGACUCGUCCGCAGAUUUCUACAGAUCCAGACCGAGCACGGAUUGUGGUCCUCCAACUUCGGACAUGUCGGACACCAGGCCAGAGAGAAGCUCAAGUAUCGAGCUUCUAUUCCCGUAUUUCAGGAGAAUGUGGUUUACAAAAACAGGUGGCGCGAGCGCCCCAGUAUGCCACAGCUGCGCGAGCCUCCGUGGAAACCGCGCUACCGGAGUAUCGCCCUGCCAGUGUCGCUCGGAGCCACUUCUUAGACCGAACCUGAGUUUGGGUCAGAAGAAGUCCAUACUGAAAGAGUUAGUGGCUGUUGUCCUGAAAAAAGUGCUGAAAAAGGACCCCCAGGCUCUCUACAAUGAACCUAUAGAUGAAAUUUACACUUUGGACAAAUGUAAACUUUUCAUGAGACAACUGGCCAUGCAGCUGGACAGGGUCCUCCAGUACAACAGCAGAGUCAUUCUCAGCAGCGUGAAAGAAGGCAGUUAUAGUGACAAGGAAUGUCAACAGUUUGUUCUGGAGUGGGCUGCAGAGCUGAGUACCCUGGAUGAUAAACACCUGAGACAGACAGCAGUAGAAGGUUCUUACAGAGACCCACCAAGAGAGAGGAAUCCUGAAGAACAGAGGGAGGACACAGACCUUAGGAGUCAAAUGCAGGAUCAUAAGCUGCAGAAGGCACAAAACAUCCUUCUCAAAUGGACCACAUCAAAGGACCCUGUGCAUCUACCAGAAGAUGUGUGUUCAAUUCUCCAGGACCUGGAGAGACAGUGGAAGAGGGGGAAGCUCUCCAGCACACUGCCAGUCAUGGACUUCAUCAUGUGGGCUGUCAUUCAGGAGCAAUCUGAGGAGGGCUCUGCUGCUGAGAGAUGGCUCAGAACCAGGCAGAGGUUUAGAACUUCAGCUUCACUGAAGUACAUUCCAGAUUUCACAUGGAACUGGAUUGUGGAAGCACAAGCUAAGGUCACACUUGAUCAAAAGACAGCAAAUCCUGAUCUCAUUCUGAGUGAAGACAGAAAAAGUGUGAAAAUGGACACCAUCAUAGAGAGCAGAGACAAACACAGAGAUGGUUUCUGCAAAGUGCGUCAUCAGUAUGAUGGGUGGUGCUGUGUACAGGGAACAGAGGGAUUCACCACAGGGAGACAUUACUGGGAGGUAGAUGUUAAGAGAAAGAGAGACUGGAGAAUAGGAGUGGUGAAGGAAUCUGCCCCACGGAGAGGCUUUGUGAGUCUGAACACGCAGUCUGGAUACUGGACCUUGCGACUCCAACUUGGGGAGUUAAUCGCCCUGACAGUUCCUCUCACUAAAUUCCCAGAGGUGGUCAUUCCUUCCAAGGUGGGGGUCUAUCUGGAUGUGGAGGAGGGUCAACUUUCCUUUUAUGAUGCAGAGAGAAGGAGCCACAUCUACACUUUCAAUGACACCUUCACUGAGAAGGUUUAUCCAGUAUUUGGUACCAUAGAAACAGACAAGUACCUUGUGAUCCUGUAGGACAUUUAUAAUCUGUGAUUUCUUCUUCUUCAAAAAAAACUAUAUAAAAAAUAAGCCAAAAAUGGUGUAAUACAAUUCCUUAUACAGUAUAUAUAUAUAUAUAUAUAUAUAUGUAAAUGGUUAAAUGCAAGAGGGGGUGUGG